AUGUUUAUUUUCUAUCAUAACUUUGUUGUUGCAAAAUUAUUUUCUAAAUUUUACAAUGUUCCUUUACGGCUUCAUUUUUUCCACAAAGCUUAUAAAACAUUAAACUGUAUUUUACAAUUACAAGUGUACACGUAUAGCAUCGGUAAUUUUUAA
Molecule: messenger RNA, 153 nt
Organism: Vairimorpha ceranae
Lineage: Eukaryota; Fungi; Microsporidia; Nosematidae
Exons: 1
Coding region: 1-153 (50 amino acids)
Source: RefSeq, a predicted model, not a curated record